Molecule: messenger RNA, 2735 nt
Organism: Drosophila ananassae
Lineage: Eukaryota; Metazoa; Arthropoda; Insecta; Diptera; Drosophilidae
Gene: SF1
Product: splicing factor 1
Exons: 6
Coding region: 189-2546 (785 amino acids)
Biological process (GO): regulation of mRNA splicing, via spliceosome
Cellular component (GO): nucleus
Molecular function (GO): mRNA binding; zinc ion binding
Source: RefSeq, a predicted model, not a curated record
UUUUGGAACACCCCUCACAGCCGACCUUUUCCAACACUGAACCACGUCGCCAUUGUCGUCACAGAAAUUUUCACACGCAACGCCGCAUACUGAAAAAAGUAGAUUUUGAUGUUUAACUCUUGUUUUCGGGCGUAGUAAACAGAUUCCUGCUUUGAAAACGAAUAAUAUUGCUUGAUAACAAAGUCGCAAUGAGUGAAACGCCGCCAGACUCACUUUUGGCGGCGGCGUCCCGAGAAGUCUCAGAAGUCUUGGCAGCGGUCGCAGCCAACGGCAGCGGAAGAAGCGGCGCUGAUAAAGAGCGCUCACGUUCCAAAGACCGCGGCAGAGACCGGGACAAGGACAAGGAUAAGGAUAAAGAGCGUGAUAGGAAAAGAAGGGACAGGGACAGCCGGGAUCGAGACAGUCGCCGCCGGGACGACCGCGACAGAGAUCGCGACCGAGACCGGGACCGUGAACGUGAUCGUGAGCGCGACAGGGAUCGAGACUCCCGCUCGAAUCGCAGUCGUUCUCGCAACCACGAUGACUACGAUCGGAGAAGAAAGCGGUCUCGCAGUAGGGACCGGGAUCGCAAGCGGGAUCGUGACUCACGGUCGAGAAGAAGCAGUUCGCGUGGUGGACGAGGCGAUGAUUAUGACCGGAAUCGGAGAAGACGUUCGCGGAGUCACAGCUACGACCGGCGCCGGAACGAUCGCGGCCAACGGGAUGAUCGAUCGUCGCAACGCAACAGUAGAGAGCGCACCCACGUGAAUCCCUUCGACACCUCGAACAGAAACUCGCUGAUGUCGGACCAGGAUCAGCCGAGAAUAUUGUCGCUGUUCGACCGACAGCCGCAAGGGCUUGAAACUAUUAGGGAAGAGUCGCGCGACUCUAGGUUCGAUCUGACGCAGACUAUUCAGGAGCUGAUGGGCAGUGCAGGCGGUAACAAGGGAUUCGCCUCCUUCUUCAACAACCAAAACAGCAAUGACUCGACUAGCAACGGUCCCUCGGAAAAUUCCAUGGAUAGCGCAGCGGAGCGAAAACGAAAGCGCAAAUCACGGUGGGGCGGCAGUGAAAACGACAAGACAUUCAUACCCGGGAUGCCCACCAUUCUGCCCUCCACGCUGGACCCCGCCCAGCAGGAGGCCUACUUAGUUCAAUUCCAAAUCGAAGAGAUCAGCCGUAAGCUGCGCACUGGCGACCUUGGCAUCACCCAGAAUCCGGAAGAAAGGUCGCCCUCGCCGGAGCCCAUUUAUAGUUCUGAUGGCAAGAGGUUGAACACCCGAGAAUUCCGAUACCGGAAACGUCUGGAGGAGCAGCGCCACCAGUUGAUCGUCAAAAUGCAGACCGUGAAUCCAGAGUUCAAGCCACCGGCUGAUUACAAGCCACCUGUUACUCGCGUCAGCGAUAAGGUGCUGAUACCGCAGGAACAGCAUCCGGAUAUUAACUUUGUGGGCCUGUUGAUCGGACCGCGAGGCAACACGCUCAAGGCUAUGGAGAAGGAUACGGGAGCCAAGAUUAUAAUUCGCGGAAAGGGAUCGGUGAAGGAGGGCAAAGUGGGGCGCAAGGAUGGCCAACCGUUGCCGGGCGAGGACGAGCCGCUUCAUGCGUUUAUAACUGCUCCCAAUCCGGAGGCGGUACGCAAGGCGGUGGAAAAGAUCAAGGAUGUCAUAAGGCAAGGUAUCGAAGUGCCCGAGGGUCACAACGACCUGCGUCGGAUGCAGCUGCGUGAGCUGGCCCAGCUAAAUGGAACGCUGCGCGAGAACGACAUCCAGCGCUGCACGUGCGGCUCCACAGAUCACAAAUCCUGGCAGUGUCCCGACAAGCCUAUAAUCACCAACACCAUCGUGUGCACCUCGUGCGGUGGAACGGGUCACUUGACCAAGGAUUGUCGAAAUAAGCGUCCUGGUUCAGGCACGCCGGGUAUGGCUUGCGAGGAUUCACAGGCCAAGAUCGACGAGGAGUACAUGAGCCUGAUGGCCGAGCUCGGAGAAGGUCCACCACCGGCAGCGGCGGCCAAGCCAGAACCUACUGCCAAUAGUGGGCCGCAGCUGCAUCGGGCCAGCUACAGCAUUUUCGAUAAGAAGCCCACGCAGAUGCAGGCCAUCCAGUCGCCACCGAGCUCCUCGUCGCGAGAUCACCAGCGCGACCUGGGCGGAUGGGGAGCGGCGGCGCAUGAGCACGGCCUUGGCAUAGAGCACGGUAUGGGUAUGGAUCACGGAAUGGGUGCACUGGGUCUUGAGCAUAUUUCGGCGUAUGUAACGGCACCUCCACCAGUAGCCCAAGCUCCGCCGCCGAUGCCGCCACCACUAAUGCCGUGGAUGAGCGCCCCACAGCCGCCGCCACCGGCGACGGAGCCAUUAAAUCCACCCAUACCGGGCACUCUGCCUCCGCCCCCGCUCAUCCCGCCGCCGCCGGGCACCAGUACCACGCCCAUGCCGCCGUGGGGCGGUGGCGGCUUUAGUGGCUGGGGCGGUGGCUAUGCGCCGCCUCCACCUCCGCCCUGCGGCCCGCCCCCACCAGCCUUGAGCCUGUCGCAGCCGCCUCCACCGCCGCCCCCCUCCAACUAGAAUUAGGUACAAUUGACCGAAACAGAUUUUUUGCUUCACUGCAUUAGACUGCGACCCUUGCUAUCAUUUAUAACUUAACCUACUACACUUACGCUUUUGAUGAACCGGUAAUAGUGGAAACCGUACAAAACUGAUUUGUAUUCAAAAAUGCUUGAAAUAGAGGACACAAAUAAAUAAUUCUUUACUUUA